AUGUCUCAGCUUGGCCAAGUUUUUGCAUUCCACGCCUUGACGCAUGGCGGUCUUGGAUUACUAUUGAUCUUUGCGCCACAACUGCUUGACGAUUUCCUUCCUUUGGCAAACGGAACAGCCACUCUGUUAGCUCGAGCCUAUGGUGCCGGCCUUUUGGGUCCAUCCGUGGGUAGUCUUAUAUGUUCCACACUCCCAGAUAUGCUACCCUGCAAACGAGCUACAGGUCUUGGCUUGAUGGUAUAUCACGCAUUGAUUUCCUACUUGGCGUUCCAAGCACGUAAAGACAAGGCAUUGCCUUAUAUGGUGGCCACGCUCGUUAUGAUCUUUCACCUUGUUUUAUUGUUCGCUUUUUACCUCUGGUACAAGGUCAGCGAGGGCCAAGUGAAAUCGUACACAAAGAAACAAAAGGCCGAGGGUGCUGUAAAAAAACACUAG
Messenger RNA from Zychaea mexicana, 435 nucleotides. RefSeq lists its product as uncharacterized. The transcript is spliced from 3 exons. The record is from RefSeq and is a predicted model, not a curated record. Lineage: Eukaryota; Fungi; Mucoromycota; Mucoromycetes; Mucorales; Lichtheimiaceae. The coding region runs from base 1 to 435 and encodes 144 amino acids.